AUGGCCGAUGAUGAUGAUUACCAAGAUAUGGACAACGAUGACUUUGUGGACGACAAUGAUAUGGAAGAUGUGAUUGAGGAAGACCCACAACGUGCGGAUAAUGAGGAUGAGGACGAUGAUAAUGUCGAUGAGAACUUCGAGUUAUUCGAUCAAGGAAAAGCUGUUCCGACCAGUGAACAUGUAACAACUCCGUUCAUGACAAAAUAUGAACGUGCUCGUGUUCUUGGAACUCGUGCUCUUCAAAUUGCUAUGGGUGCUCCAGUGAUGGUUGAGCUCGAAGGAGAGACUGAUCCACUUGAGAUUGCUAGAAAAGAGCUCAAGCAACGUCGCAUCCCUAUCAUCAUUCGUCGUUAUCUUCCAGAUGGCUCCUACGAAGACUGGCCAACCGAGCAACUCCAACUUGCUGAUUGGUAG
Caenorhabditis remanei is the source of this 414-nucleotide messenger RNA. RefSeq lists its product as uncharacterized. The record is from RefSeq and is a predicted model, not a curated record. The transcript has a single exon. Gene Ontology annotation, biological process: DNA-templated transcription. Gene Ontology annotation, molecular function: DNA-directed RNA polymerase activity; DNA binding. The coding region runs from base 1 to 414 and encodes 137 amino acids. Lineage: Eukaryota; Metazoa; Nematoda; Chromadorea; Rhabditida; Rhabditidae. Gene Ontology annotation, cellular component: nucleus; RNA polymerase I complex; RNA polymerase III complex.